AUGGCCCCCGAAGCCGCCCUCGGCUCGGGUGGCCCCCAUAACCACGCCGCCUCCACCACCGACGACGACGGCAGCUCGCCCUACGACAUCCCCGACCGCUACGAGAACCUCGACGAGCUCGCCGCCACCAGCGACGCGCCGCUCGACGACAUCCGCAGCGGCGAGCAGCAGGUCCAUCCGCCGCAGCCGCAGAUAGCGCAAUCACCGCUGCGAGACGAUGAAGACAAGGCCGCCCACGAAGUAUCGCGCCUGGCCACGCAGGUCUACACGCUCUCCUAUCUCGUCCUCUUCGCCAUCUUCGGCACCCUCGCCCGCGUCGGCCUCGCCCACCUCACCGCCUACCCCGGCGCGCCCGCCGGCAGCUUCCCGACGCUGUGGGCCAACGUCGGCGGCAGCCUCGUCAUGGGCUUCCUCGUCGAGGACCGGAAGCUGUUCCGCUACGAAUGGGGCACCUCCUCAACAUCGGCUACCUACGACGCGGUGCUUCGCCGGCGACGCGCCGGCAGCGCCGCCUCGGUCGACCUCGCGGCGGCGAAGCGGGCGCACCUGGCGGCGAAGAAGACCAUCCCGCUGUACAUUGGCCUCGCCACCGGCUUCUGCGGCAGCUUCACGAGCUUCUCCACGUUCAUCCGCGACGUCUUCCUCGCGCUGUCCAACGACAUGGUCGGCCCGGACCUGCGCGGGCUAGGCCCGGAGUCCCGACCCGCCGGCGACUCCGUCAUGGCCGUCCUCGCCGUCAUCAUACAGACGGUCGGCCUGUCGCUCGCCGCCUACCGCGCGGGCGCGCACCUCGGCGCCGCCCUCGAGCCCUACACGCCGUCCGUGCCGUCUCUCGGCCGGCGCGCGCGCCACGCUCUCGACGCCCUCGGUGUCUUUCUCGGCUGGGGCUGCUGGCUCGGCGCCGUGCUCCUGGCCAUCUUCCCCCCGCACGAGCGCUGGCGCGGGACGGUCGUCUUCGCCAUCGUGUUCGCGCCGCUCGGGUGCCUCGCGCGCUUCUACCUCGCCCUGCUGCUCAACGCGCGCCGGCCAUCCUUCCCGCUCGGCACCUUCGCGGCCAACAUCCUUGGCACGAUGAUCCUCGGUGCGGCGUGGGACAUUGCGCACUCGGCGGCGAGUGGCGGCGGCGUCCUGGGGUGUCAGCUGCUGCAGGGCGUGGAGGACGGCUUCUGUGGCUGCCUGACGACGGUGUCGACGUGGGUGGCGGAGCUGAGCAGUCUCCGACGGCGGAGCGCGUAUGUGUACGGCGUGGUCAGCGUGGCGCUGGCGACGGCGCUGAUGGUCGUCAUCAUGGGCAGCUUGCGGUGGACGCAGGGCUUCGCGCCGCUGCAAUGCCAUCCGUGA
Molecule: messenger RNA, 1341 nt
Organism: Cordyceps fumosorosea ARSEF 2679
Lineage: Eukaryota; Fungi; Ascomycota; Sordariomycetes; Hypocreales; Cordycipitaceae
Product: CrcB-like protein
Exons: 1
Coding region: 1-1341 (446 amino acids)
Biological process (GO): fluoride transmembrane transport
Cellular component (GO): membrane
Molecular function (GO): fluoride transmembrane transporter activity
Source: RefSeq, a predicted model, not a curated record